AUGACAAUGCCUAUUCAACGUAUUGACUACGGAGAUGUGCACAAAAUUACAUCUGGUCAGGUAAUUAUUGACUUGACAUCAGCUGUAAAAGAAGUUGUAGAGAAUGCACUCGAUGCCGAGUCUACUCAGGUCAAUGUCAUCUUCAAGAAUUAUGGAUUAGACUCAAUCACAGUUAGUGACAAUGGCACAGGUAUAAGACCUGAAGACUUUGAAAACAUCUGCCUCAAGCAUUAUACUUCAAAGCUUACGUCUUUUGAGGACGUGGAAACAGUGGGGACGUUUGGUUUCAGAGGUGAAGCCAUGAGUUCUCUCUGUGCUAUAGCUCAUGUGUCUAUAGUGACAGCUACGAAGGAGGAGGCACCCAAGGGUUGUAGUUUAAAGUAUAAUCAACUUGGCGUGUUGGAAUCAAAGGAGCUGGUAUCCAGAAGUUGUGGAACUAGCGUGAUCAUUGACAGUUUGUUCCAUAAUCUUCCCGUGAGAAAGAUCGACCUUACCAAGAAUAUUAAGAGGGAAUACCACCGGGCAGUGGAUUUCUUGCAAUGUUAUGCCUUAAUCAGCACCGGAGUCCGACUUAUAGUGCAUCAUAUUGACUCACGGGGCCGCAAAUCGAUCAUACUCUCUACUACUGGAUCCAUCAAUUUGAAGAAUAACAUGCUUUCUGUGUUUGGGUCCAACGGUAUGUAUGGAUUGGAAGCUGUCGAUUUGAAUAUAAAAGUGGCUGCAAAGUUUCAUAGGGAACAGAUGGCACUCAAAGUCUCUGGGUUUGUAUCCAAUGCUUCGUUUGGUCAGGGGAGGUCUGCCAGUGAUCGGCAGUACUGGUAUAUUAAUAAGAGGCCGGUCCUGUUACCACGAUUCAGUAAGGCCAUCAAUGAGACAUAUAAGAAAUUCAACUACUUGCAGUAUCCGACGAUUCUGUUAAAUAUUGAGGUGGAUGCGAAGUUUGCGGAUGUAAAUGUGACCCCAGAUAAGAGAACUGUUCUAAUUAAUAAUGAGGCAGCUGUACUUGAAGCAUUUAGAGAGGGUUUUCAUGGAUUGUUUAGUAUGAAUGGUGUUAAAAUACCUAAAAAUAAUGGUGUCACUGAAAAGAUUACCGAAAGAAACAAGAAGCAGACUACAUUAGAGAGCUUUUCUAUGGGGGGAAGGAAUGAGGUGGUUCAAUCAGAGAAUCGGGAGGUUUCUGAAGAUGAAUCUGUGGGAUCCUCUAAUUCUAAUGAUUCUAAACAUAUUGCGUAUCCUGAACCCAUUACGACUUCUAAACCAACUGAUACCCCGGACUCUAUUGCCGAUCCUGAACCCAUUGAUGAUCUGGAACCCAUUGACAGUUCUAGACCCAUGGUCGAUCCUGAACCCAUUGAUGAUCUGGAACCCAUUGACAGUUCUAGACCCAUGGUUGAUCCUAAAUCCAGUGAUGAUCUGGAACCCAUUGACAGUUCUAGACCCAUGGUCGAUCCUAAAUCUAUUGAUGAUCCCAUUGAAAGUUUCGAACCCAUUGAUGCUCUUAAUGAGUGUGUCCAAGAUACUGAUAAUACAUCUACGCUCGCAUCUUCAUCUUUCACAAGUAAGCCAGCAUCCCGAGUCACGCUAUCCAAGAAAUUGGGAAAUGUAGCAUUUUCUACUCUCAAUGUGGAUCAAAUGGUGGAAUUUGAACUUCCAAAGUCAUCUACCAAUGCUAAGAGAAGGAAGUCGUUGAUUUCUAAUAGCUGUAUGAAUAAGAAACAGAAAUUGGACGAUAUUUCGGACAACAAUGCGGAGGAAUUGUUGACUUUGACCGUAUCAAAAAAAGAUUUUAUGUCCAUGCAAGUUGUUGGUCAGUUUAAUCUUGGAUUCAUUUUAGUGACCAAGAAAAAUGUCGAAACAGGAAAGAUGGAUAUGUUUAUUGUAGACCAGCAUGCUUCAGACGAAAAAUACAACUUUGAACGUCUACAAAAAGAAACCACCUUUAAGAAUCAGCCUUUAGUGAUUCCACAAAAGCUUGAAUUGAACGCAGUGGAUGAAAUGGUGGUGAUUAAUAGUAAGAAAAUCUUCGAAAAAAAUGGUUUCAAGCUACGUAUCAAUAUGGAAAAUAAUCCUGGUACUCGGGUUCAACUACUGGCCUUGCCAUACUCGAAAAAUACUAUCUUUGAUCUCUCCGAUUUCUAUGAGUUGAUCAAUCUUGUAAGGAAAAGUGAUGGCAAUCCUGAUGUUCGCCCCUCCAAAGUCAGGUCGAUGUUUGCCAUGAGAGCUUGUAGAUCCAGUAUCAUGAUAGGUAGGCCGCUGAGCAAGAAAAUUAUGACCACAGUGGUUCAGCAUCUUUCGGGUUUAGAUAAACCUUGGAACUGCCCGCAUGGUAGGCCAACUAUGAGACACCUUGUGGAGUUACAAGGCUGGGGUGCGUUCACAGAAGAUUGCCAGUGA
Messenger RNA from Brettanomyces nanus, 2394 nucleotides. RefSeq lists its product as uncharacterized. The record is from RefSeq and is a predicted model, not a curated record. Gene Ontology annotation, biological process: mismatch repair. The transcript is spliced from 2 exons. Gene Ontology annotation, molecular function: ATP hydrolysis activity; ATP binding; ATP-dependent DNA damage sensor activity. The coding region runs from base 1 to 2394 and encodes 797 amino acids. Lineage: Eukaryota; Fungi; Ascomycota; Pichiomycetes; Pichiales; Pichiaceae. Gene Ontology annotation, cellular component: MutLalpha complex.